AAAAACGGAUAGAGAGUUUGAUUGUUUGAAAAACAAAACCUUUUUCUUUCAUGGCUUCUUUAUGCUCUGGAUGAUCAGUUCUUGAUCUUUCCUUCGAAGGUACGACCCAGAGCAUGGAGCUCGUGUAGCUCCUAUUCAGUUGAUACUGGUUUCUUCUCACCAACCUCUAGCUGGUUUAGAAGAAUUUUGCCCUAGAAGGGUUUUCGUUCUUUUGUCCAAUAUUGAAGAUUUGGUGAAGAUAAGAAGAUGAUUGUUCGAACCUACGCUCGUCGGAAUCGCUGCAUCAGUCGAAGCUACUCAGACUCGGGAUUCGAUGGAGGUCUCGAAGAUAGCUUCAGGGAUCCUCACUCGCAAGAAAAUUCGCAAGAAAUUUGUAGCUUUGCGUUCUCAUCUCAAGACUCGUCUCCUUGGUCUUUCGAUUCGGAUGUUUACCCUUUGAAUUCGUCUCAAGGUUCGUUCUCCGCCCUACCUCCGCGACCACCGGCUGGCGAUUCCUCGUCGCAGGGAAAUGGUAUCGUUCGUGAGUCAAAGAAGCAGGUAAAUAUAGCUCGCAAAUCAGAAGAAAUUAAGAAAAACAAGUCGUCGAUUUCUAUGGGGGUUCGGUCGAUUUCUGUACCUGCUACUUCUACCUUGAUGGAAGCGCAAGAAUUCGGGGAGAUGAUGGAGCACGUAGAUGAGGUGAAUUUUGCGUUGGAUGGGCUCCGGAAGGGCCAGCCAUCACGUAUACGGCGUGCAAGCUUACUGUCUCUGUUAUCCAUCUGCUCCACUGCACAACAACGGCGGCUUCUAAGAGCUCAGGGGACCGCGAAGACAAUUAUUGAUUCUAUUCUGGGCAUCAAAUUUGAUGAUUCCCCCAGCACUCUGGCUGCUGCUGCUCUUUUCUACAUUUUGGCAAGUGAUGGUCAAGAUGAUCACCUUUUGGAUUCACCAAUUUGCAUUCAUUUUCUGCUUAAAUUAUUGAAACCACCUAUUGCUGAUACCACAGUAGAAAAAGCACCAACAAUUGGUUCUAAGCUUCUAUCGUUACAUAAGGAUCCUGGUGCUUUGAGAAAUGCCGCAAAAAUAUUAGAUUCUACUUCCAAUGCUAUCAUUUUGAAAGUUCAUGAGCUUCUUUUGAGUUGCAAGGAGAUAAAAGUAAGCAAUGUGGACAAUGAUGGGAUGGGCAGGCCAGAGUUGAGCCCAAAAUGGAUAGCUCUGCUGACAAUGGAGAAAGCAUGCUUAUCUGCUGUUUCUCUUGAAGACACCUCUGGCACCGUGAGAAGGAUUGGAGGAAAUUUCAAGGAAAAAUUUCGAGAAGUUGGAGGACUAGAUGCUGUGGUUGAUGUGGCAGCAAAUUGCCAUUCCAUUAUGGAGGGAUGGUCGCCAUCUAGUUUGUCCUCUAUUUGGGAGUUAAAAGAUGAUGUGGCUCUGCAAAAUUUGGUGUUCCUCUUAAAAUGUUUGAAGAUCAUGGAGAAUGCAACUUUCCUGAGCAAGGAUAAUCAGAAUCAUUUACUUGGGGUGGACAGAAACUUGGACCGGGAUGGAUCCCUGCUUUCUUUUGCAGGACUCAUUCUAAGUGUCAUUAAAAUUCUUUCAGGUCUCUCUUUGCUUCACAGCUCAUCCACCCAUUCCAAUGAUGAAAAACAUCAUUCUUUUUCUGAAGGGAUGGAUCGUGCUUCUGAAAUUUCUUUGAAGGAAGACGAAAAAGAUGACCGAAAUGGUAGUUUAGCUUAUUCUUCUAUAGGAUGUUGUAACACAGAGCGUGCAACUGACAUAAAAGGCUUCAAAGUACCUCAAAAACGUCAAAGGUUGUCAUCCAGUUCCCAAUCAAGGGUGUCUGUGUCAAGUUUUGAGGCCACUACUGCAUGUUCGGUAAAGAAGGGAGAAAAUUCAUUCACUUCAGGUUCUCUCAUUGGGAGAUUAAAGAAUUCACAUGGUGGAAUUGUUGGAAAUGCUGAUGGAUCGAAGAUGAAUGCAGGUUCAAGCAAAAGACCUAAUGUCACUGAAGACAUUAAAUAUGGAAGUCAAGAAGACAGUCAAGAUCCGUUUGCAUUUGAUGAAGAUGAAUGGGAACCCACCACAUGGGAUUUAUUAUCUAAGAGAAAAAAAGUACCCCCAACUAGGAAAAGUAGGUUGGCAAUUAGAGAGCCUGAGGAGGGAUGUGAACCCCUAUUGAGAACAAGUCACCUUGAAUCAAGUAAUUCAGAAAAUCAUUAUUCCUGUGAACCCUCCUGUUCAUCUUCAGCUGGAAAGGAAAACUCUGAACUUCUUGAUGACUGUCUUCUUACUGCUGUUAAGGUUCUAAUGAAUUUGACGAAUGACAAUCCUGUAGGAUGUCAACAGAUAGCUGCUUGUGGAGGACUAGAAACCAUGUCUGAUUUGAUUAUUUGCCACUUCCCGUCAUUUAGCUCAUGCUUAUCUCCCCACAGCCAGCUUGAAGAGAAUGUCUUAUCAUCUAUUGAACUCGAUCGUCCGGAUGACAGACAUCUUACAGAUCAAGAGUUAGAUUUUCUUGUUGCUAUUUUGGGCUUGCUUGUGAACUUGGUUGAGAAGGACAGUCACAACAGAUCACGGCUAGUGGCAGCCAGUAUUGCAUUACCUGGCUCAAGAGGAUCAAAAGGGAAGGAGGGUUGCAGGGAUGUAAUUCAACUACUGUGCACCAUCUUUUUGGCCAACCAAGGAGCUGGUGAGGCAGUUGGAGAUGGAAAAGUAUCGCCCUGGGAUGAUGAGGCUGCUGUGCUGCAAGGUGAGCGUGAGGCCGAGAAGAUGAUUAUAGAGGCUUAUGCAGCUCUCCUUCUUGCUUUCCUUUCAACUGCAAGUUGGAGUGCACGUGAAGCUAUUGCUAGCUGUCUCCCAGAUCACAAUUUGGAAGUUCUUGUUCCUGUAUUGGAAAGAUUCGUGGCAUUUCAUCUGACGUUGAAUAUGAUCUCACCGGAAACCCACAAAGUAGUGAGCGAAGUAAUAGAAUCUUGUAGGGGGCCUUGAGAACGUAGAGAUUUUGUAUAGUCUCACUCAUCUCUUCCUCAAAGUUUCGGACUAACUGUUUGUUUACUAACAUGAUGCUCUGUGGUUAUUUGGGGUGGCUGUGGAACAAUAUCUUGGAUUUUGAAACAGGUUGUAUUCUGGUUGAUGAAUUCUCUUUUUUUUUUUUUUUUUUUUUUGGGGGGGGAGGGUCCCCUUCUUUCUUUUCUACAUUAUUUGCCAGCUCUAUGUGCGGGUGGUGUUACACUCCUACUGCUGAAUGGUUGUAUACUAACUAAAUAAUAUCAGAAUUUCAAUUGUUGUUCUUGUUCU
Molecule: messenger RNA, 3273 nt
Organism: Telopea speciosissima
Lineage: Eukaryota; Viridiplantae; Streptophyta; Magnoliopsida; Proteales; Proteaceae
Product: wings apart-like protein 2
Exons: 13
Coding region: 247-2964 (905 amino acids)
Biological process (GO): regulation of chromosome condensation
Source: RefSeq, a predicted model, not a curated record